UUGACGCUCAGUAUGGAGCGGGUGCACCAGUCCGUAGGCCUGCAGUCAUCACUCGGUCAAAUUUAAGAAUGUCUGCCAUUUACAGUUCAGUUUAAAAUUGCAAAAGCAAGCAUGAGUAAUAGUGGAAAAGGAUCAUCGCUGGGCAGCAGCAAAUCGUCUCCUAGUUUCCUGGACCAAUAUUCUAAACGGGAUGAGACGAAAUUACACGAGAAUGGGAAAGAAGGCAUCCCGCAGGAUGAAAAUUCCAGGCCAGCUAAACUGAAGGAUGGAAAGCUUGCUGAAGAGAGAUUAGAAAAUGUUGGGCAGCAAAUUUUAAUGGCUGUCGAUCAAACGAAAAAUGAAAUAAAUAUCGGUGAAAAUACGAAGUCGUUUAAAGGUGAUAUUGACAUGGUCCUUGAUGAGGAAUUUGAUAAACUUUCCGAUCCAGAAAAAGAUGUCUCCGGUACCAAGGACCAAAAUGACCAAACUUUACUUCCCAACAAAAAGCUUGGAUCAAAACAAAACAACAAUGCAAGUGUGAGGCCUAAAGUGCCAUUCUGGAAAGUGUCGAAUCAAUCAAACCCUAAUGGCGUCCGUGAUGAAGAGAAGUCUCCUCGUAACAACACUAAGAGGAACAUAUUCUCCUCCUCCAAAAAUCCAUUUUUACAGACAUCGUCGCAACCACAGAGUAGAAGAACCGCCAGACGAUUUUCUGAACUUGAUCCCCGUCAAGCAGGAUUAGAGAUGCCGGGCUGGCAAAGGAAACUCUCUCUUCUCUUCGUCCCUCCAAGUCAAGAGGAAUUACAGAUUGAUGCUGGAGAUUCGACCGAACUCCUCCCGGGCGGCGAUGCACCAACGAUUGUCGCGUCGAACCGAACCAGCCGAAGCAGCAAGAAGAAAACCAAACACGCUGGGGUGACCGCUAAUAAGAAAAUUUCCAAGGUCUCUGACAACAUCAAAAGCAGUGGAAAUCUCAGUGAUGAUAAUUCAGCUUCAUCGUCGGACGAGGGCGCGCCAGGAUCGACUAGACGCAGCGAACUUUCGCCUCUGAUGGACCGUCGGUCGCGGCCUGGGACGACCAGUUCGCCGGACGGGGAAGUCCCGGCCUACGAAGACUCAAUCUGCUCCAACAGAUCAGCGUACUUCAAGCGAUUCUAUCGACAAAGUGGGAACUUCGAUGCAGCAGAACAACAGCCCUCAAACUUCAACUCCAUCGCAUCGCUCGUCCGCGAGAAAAAUGUAAAGAAAAUGCCUGCAGUUGAAGAGAAGAAGAAGAAGCCUCCUGAAGACUACCAGAACCUCGCUCUGUCCAUCAUUCUGCUAACCAUCAUCGUCAUUCUGAUCACUCUUAUUUAUCACUACUAUCAUCUCCACAUCUUAUCUGUGUUCAUCUUCGACAGAAUCAAGAUUGUUGAAGCAGAUCGUGUAAUGGAGGUGAUGAGUGUGGACGACGAGUCAGGGUAUCGCGCUCCGCUAGUCAAAAUUAGACUCGGAGUUGAAUUCCCGGUCAACACAGCGCACACAGACUGUACAGAUUACCUGACAUACCUGAUCGACGUUAUUGGAGAAAGCAACGAUCCUCCGCAGAAGCGGAAAAGAAGAUCCUUUGAGGGAACGGUGCGGAGUCUGGCUAAUCGUAAAGCAGCCCUCAGUUCAAUUUCACCAACUGAGCAACUGAGAUCGGAUUCGCUAAUUACCUAUAACAAACUCACAGAUGCAUCGAGACGGGAAAAACGCUCGACUGAAACUAAAGUUACUGAGACGAACUCAACUGAUGCAAUUCCCAGCAUUGGUUCCGAUAAAUUGGAAGUCGCGAUCAACACAACAUCGGAUGACGAGAAAUUAAACGAAGUUGAAGAUGACACAGAAUCUUCAGACGUUUGGUUCAACAAUAUGUUAGCCCCAGCUCAAGCUGUUAUGGAAACGCUUCCUACAACCACAACUGCAUCAUUAAUAUCUGAAGACAAAAUUCAUAAUUCCGACCUUCUCAUUGAACCAAUUUUAGCUGAGAAUGAUGAUCCAAAAUCCAAACCAACUCCACAGGAAGCGCUAGAUCAGAAACCGACAAUUCCUGCACGAAACCCCAACAUCGGAGGUGCAUUUGACGAUCGGAAUCAUGUGAACGGGGAUGCUGUUGCUGGCCGAAGAGUUUAUGUUGCAAAUGAAGCGUCUGCUAAAAUUGAUCGGGGUAAUACGAAUUAUAUGAUCGAAGCUGAAGAAGAAGCCGUUUCAGUAGAAGAUUUUCCUUAUGGAAUCUACGAAACGGACCCGUUUCAAUUUGGAGAUCAUUUUUCCGACAUGCAGUGCGUUGAUUUCAAGAACAAAGCUAGACUACAACUGACACACCGGCCCCCACUGGAUGACGUGGACUGUUUCAGCGUUCAUUGGGAAUCUUCCAGCUCCGACCUGGUGAUGAAAGAUUGCUUCAUUAUGGACAAGAACACGACAGGUGUCUGGUGGGGUGUGGGUGAUGUAACUGGAGGUGCCAUGCCACUCACAAAACUGGAUAAAAUAUCUGAGACCGCUUUGUAUUCUGGUCAGAUCCAGCAAAACGCUGUUGGUGGCCUGCUGCGCAGGAUAUGGAUUUCAUCUGAAGGAAUUUUGGUAUCCAUUCCGUUUGCAGCUGGCGCGAAGCUGAGUGUGAAUGCUCUGCAUGAACCCAGUAGGGAAUUUUGCUUACUAUCGGAAAAUGAUGUAGAUUUUAAUCACCCCAAUGUCCGCAAAAACCUUAAUUUAGAUUAUACGCUCUGUACUGCCCCUAAAGUUGCUUCACUCUUGAGUAAACUGAGUGACAUAGAACGCAUGGACAGCAUUGAGUAUGCCACAUCAAAAUGGCAUAAGUCCCUUCAUCCCUUGCCAGAUGAUGUUGAGCUCAUCCACACGCCGGCGGUUGUAACAAGUCGAACCUUACGCGAGGUGGCAGAUCGAUUCUUGUGUCCCAUUUGGCGGCCAUGGAUAUCAAAAGAUGAGAGCUCUAUUGAUCAAGAUGAUGUUAUCGCUUAUGUGGAGUCAAUUGCUUCAAACCUACGCAACACCUGCGGUUAUGUUUUGCUUCCAGUUUCGUGGCAAACAAAACUUGGCACUUUAGAGUUCGAUUAUCAUAGAUUUCCCAACCCAAAUCUGUUGAUGGAAAGGUUGAACAGAAAAGGACUAAAAUUGGCAUUAACAUUAUCAUCGCUAAUAGACGUUGAGAUUGCAGGAUUUACUAAUUCAUCGAUUAUGGAUUUGCUGAUUCGCCAGAUAAAUUCAACGCUUCCGAUUUUAGUUCCUUCAUCGAAAACUAAAUCUGCGGCAGUGUUAGAUUUCACUAAUCCAAACACCGUGGAAUGGUAUUCAUCUCAGUUGAUAAAGCUCAAAGAUAAGUACGGUAUUAACUCUUUCCAUCUUUCACCGACUAGCACGCAAUCUUUGCCACCAUACCGCAAGUUUUACAGUGCACACCCUAAUCCUGAUUAUGCCAUUCGGCAAUUUAUAACAGCAGUCUCGCGAGUAAAGGCUCCGAUCAGCACGAAUACUGCCAUCAUUCCGGUAGAUGCCCCGACAUUCUUAACUGUGAGUUACGUAGAUUCCAGUUGGGAUAUGUUAGAAAUGCUGCCUAACAGAAUUAUUACAAUUAGUGCCGUCGGUGGAAAUUUGGUGGAUGCUGGGGUUGUGGGAGGCUGGUCCACUCAACCUGGGCAAAUUCCAAGCAGAGAACUAUAUGUUCGUUGGAUGGGAGUGAGUGCAUUCCUUCCGGCUAUGGAAAUAUCCGUUCUACCAUCUAUGUACGAUUCAGCAGUAGUGGCUAAAAUGAACGAUCUCAUGAGAAUUAGGGAGGAAUUGGUUAUUCCUAGGUUCCGGAAAAAUCUCAAUGAAAGUAUUACCAAUAAUUACCCAUUGGUAUCACCAUUGGCUUUGAAAUUCCCAAAGGACCUAAAGAGUUUAUCCAUUGGAGACCAGUGGAUUGUGGGGGAAGACUUAAUGGUUGCUCCCGUGCUGAAAAGAGGUGCUCGGUCAAGGGACAUUUACUUGCCACCUGGAAUAUGGAAAGACAUUUUGUACGAUAAGCUGUUGAAAGGCAAACGAUGGCUAAAGAAUCACAGAGUUGCGAAAGGAAAAGUCCCGUAUUUCUUACUUGUCAACCCUGAGAGAGGACCAAAAUCGCAAAGAGAAAGGAAAGAAAAAAGCAUCUGAAGCAUACUGAACUCUGAUCCUUAGUCACUAAUUCAAGUUAAAAGAAGACUUACGGUAUAAAAAAUAGUCCAUCCAUGAGGGGGGAUUUUUAUCAGGGAUGUUAGAUCAUGUAGAAUGGUUAGAGGACUUAGAAUAUGUAGAACCGAGUUUAUUUGAGUUGAUUUUAAAUAGGCCUUUAGUGACUCAGCUCUUUCUUCAAUAAUACUUGAAGUUUUUAAGCUGUAACCCAUGUUGAGGUAUCGACAAAAUUCACGAAAAUUUUUUUCAUUAAUCUUGCGGUUGUUCCUUGUCUCUGGCGAAAAUAAGAUUAAUAACAUCUUAGCAGCUUGACGGAUUUUUCAAGUGCCGACGUCGUCAUUUUGGAGCGAUGGUGGCUUAAUUAAUUCAUUUUCUCAGAUGAAGAAACGAUGUGGACCAUUUUUUUGCCCGCUUGACGAUAAUUGUUGCUUUUUUAAUGCCGUACUUGGAUUGGUUCAAUCAAGUCGCGGUUAUGCUACUAUCGAUUUGUUAGUUGUGUAAAAGUAAACCCUAUGAGCUGAUUUAAUGUGCCAGAAUAUGUUAAGGUAUAAAUGAACUUUUUCACUCUAAUUAAUUUCAUGUGUUGAUUGCUCUGAAAUUGGGAUGUGCCUCUGUGUUGUGUGUAUCAGUUAAAAAACGCCAGAAUUUACUGACUGUCCGAUGGUCCACAUAUUACCAUUUAAUAUAUUAAACAACAUGUAGCUAAUAUAUACAUUUAUAUAUAAACUGUAAAGACAUAAAUGCUAGUGGUACUGUAAGCCAAUUUGAAGUAUAUAAAAAUGAUAAGUAAAAUAAGUGAAAAUUUUAACUUUUAACUCUCAUUUACUGCUAAUUAUAAUUCUACGGUGAGAAACGACGAGAAAUGAAGACAGCCUCGAUGUGUGAAUACCCUUAUAAAAAUUAGUUGCAUUUUGUCAGUUAUAAAGGGAAACAGAACAGAAAACACCG
This is a messenger RNA of Hyalella azteca, 5118 nucleotides long. RefSeq lists its product as uncharacterized. The record is from RefSeq and is a predicted model, not a curated record. Gene Ontology annotation, biological process: carbohydrate metabolic process. Gene Ontology annotation, molecular function: hydrolase activity, hydrolyzing O-glycosyl compounds. The coding region runs from base 112 to 4152 and encodes 1346 amino acids. Lineage: Eukaryota; Metazoa; Arthropoda; Malacostraca; Amphipoda; Hyalellidae. The transcript is spliced from 9 exons.